Molecule: messenger RNA, 858 nt
Organism: Olea europaea var. sylvestris
Lineage: Eukaryota; Viridiplantae; Streptophyta; Magnoliopsida; Lamiales; Oleaceae
Product: non-specific lipid-transfer protein-like protein At2g13820
Exons: 2
Coding region: 144-647 (167 amino acids)
Biological process (GO): lipid transport
Molecular function (GO): lipid binding
Source: RefSeq, a predicted model, not a curated record
GAAGUUGGUAACCCGACCCACACAACCAACACCCAGAUAACUUCCUAUAUAAACCUAACGCAUAACAGAACUCCCCCAUCAAGCACCAAACAUUUCCUCAUUCCACAGGCUUUUUCAGUAACAAUUCCGUCACUUCAAAUUCAAUGGAACAGCAAAAAAUAGUUAUGAUCAUGACACUUUUGCUAGUUACCUUGUUUUCGACUGGCGCCAUUGCACAAUCAACCGACUGCACCAAUGUGCUGAUUAGCAUGUCACCCUGUCUCAAUUACAUAUCCGGGAACUCAUCAACUCCAUCGACCGGAUGCUGCACACAGCUCGCCUCUGUGGUUCGGUCCCAGCCACAGUGCUUGUGUCAGGUCCUUAAUGGUGGUGGCUCCUCCUUGGGACUCAACAUAAAUCAGACCCAGGCUAUGGCCCUGCCAAAGGCUUGCAAUGUUCAGACUCCACCCGUCAGCCAGUGCAAUGCUUCUGGUUCACCUGCUGCUUCUCCUGAUGGAUCACCGAAUUCUCGAAACACAAACCCUUCAGAGGAUGGAUCCAAAACUGUACCAUCGACCGGGGAUGGAUCGUCUGAUGCAGCUUCCACCAAGUUGGGAACCUCUCUGCUCUUCUUCCUUCUUUUCAUAACAUCAUGUUUGUCCACCUGAUUUUUCACAAAGCCUGCAAGCCUUUCACUAUAUAUACAAGUAUAGACAGUUCGCUUUCCUAUUUCUUAGUUGGGAUUCCUCUUGAGUUGAUAAAUCAUUGUAUUAUUUAUUCAAUUAUGACCACUUUUGGAGGUCCAUCUGAUUUUAUAUGGUCGGAGAGACUUUAUGUCAUCUUCUUAUUAUAAUAAAGAUUCAUCUCUUUUGAUUGGAA